Eleginops maclovinus (Patagonian blennie) is the source of this 1703-nucleotide messenger RNA. It is a transcript of the gene serpinc1, whose product is annotated as serpin peptidase inhibitor, clade C (antithrombin), member 1. Gene Ontology annotation, molecular function: serine-type endopeptidase inhibitor activity. NCBI's taxonomy places the organism in Eukaryota, Metazoa, Chordata, Actinopteri, Perciformes, Eleginopidae. Gene Ontology annotation, biological process: negative regulation of endopeptidase activity. The coding region runs from base 127 to 1491 and encodes 454 amino acids. The record is from RefSeq and is a predicted model, not a curated record. The transcript is spliced from 8 exons.
GUGUUUUUGACGGUCAGAGGAUCGAAGUCUCAAAGGUUGCGGCUCGGCGCUCUGACGGACACUGACCUGAGUUCAGCUCACUCUGCGCAGUGCCACCGUCUGAACAACACCGUCUACCUGCACAGAAUGAGGGCUGCUGAUUGGCUGUUAGUCGUGGCGUUCAUGCCGCUCGUUGCCCUCGCCUUCAAUCCGGACAUCUGCGGCGUCAAACCCAAAGACCUCCCGCUUGAGCCGCGCUGCAUCUAUCGGAAACCCGAGCCUGAGGAGCCCGAGGCCCCUGAGGGCCCGACCUCCGACCCCGACCCCGUCCCCGAGGCCACCAACCCCCGCGUCUGGGAGCUGUCGAAGGCCAACGGUCGCUUCGCCCUGGCGCUGCACAAACAGCUGGCCCUCGCGAAGACCCCCGAGCAGAACAUCUUCAUGUCUCCCAUCAGCAUCUCCACCGCCUUCGCCAUGACCAAACUGGGAGCCUGCAACGAGACGCUAAGGCAGAUCAUGGAGGUGUUUGAGUUCGACAGCAUCAAGGAGAAGACGUCGGAUCAGGUCCACUUCUUCUUCGCGAAGCUGAACUGCCGUCUGUACCGGAAGAAGGACGAGACGACGGCGCUGAUCUCCGCCAACCGUCUGUUCGGAGACAAGUCUCUGGUCUUCGACGAGACGUACCAGAACAUCAGCGAGACAGUGUACGGGUCCAAGCUGCUGCCACUCAACUUCAAGGAGAACCCGGACCAGGCCCGGGUCACCAUCAACAGCUGGAUCUCCAACCAGACGGAGAACCUGAUCCAGGACACGCUGCCCCCGGCGGCGCUGGACUCCAACACCAUCCUGGUGCUCGUCAACACCAUCUACUUCAAGGGUCAGUGGAAGAACAAGUUCAACAAAGACAACGUGUACAAGUCCAACUUUCAGGUCAGCGAGAGUCGCAGCUGCCAAGUGAGCCAGAUGUACCAGGAGACCCGCUUCAGGUACCGAUAUUACCCCGACGACCAUGUGCAGCUGCUGGAGAUGCCGUACCGCGGAGACGACAUCACCAUGGUCAUCAUCCUGCCCAGCACGGACACCACGCUCAGCAAGGUGGAGGAGAAUCUGGACCUGAAGAAAAUGACCGAAUGGAUGGACGGGAUGGAGGAGAAAACGGUGGCGGUUCACAUCCCUCGCUUCAGGGUCGAGGACAGCAUCAGUCUGAAGGAGAAGCUGCAGGCGAUGGGACUCACUGACCUGUUCAGCUCCGAGAAGGCCAGCCUGCCAGGGAUGUUGGAGGAAGGAGGUGAAGGUCUGCACAUCUCUGACGCCUUCCAUAAAGCCUUCCUGGAGGUGAACGAGGAGGGCAGCGAGGCGGCGGCAGCGACCGGUGUGGUGGCGGUCGGUCGAUCCAUCAACCUGAACCGGGAGGUGUUUCAGGUCAACAGACCCUUCCUGCUGCUGAUCAGGGAGGCCAGCAUCAACGCUCUGCUGUUCACCGCCCGGGUGGCCAACCCCUGCAACCAGUAACUGCUGCUGCUCUAAUACCAGCUCAGAAUCAGCUUUAAUGCACAUCUGCCCUUCGUUCACUUUGUGCAAUGACUAAAAUAAUACUGAGCAGAACUCUUCCCCUUCUUCUGUUUCAUAUCUUAAAUACGUUCACAUCCAGAAGAGUGAGGACGCUGAUGUCCAAUAAACGAGUAUUAAUCAGUGUAAAUACAUUAAAUGACUUACAAGACAAA